AUGGCACAGACUCCAGAGAACAAGGCCGCCUGGCUAUCCGGCUCCAAAGUUACGCCGCUUGAGGUCGGCCCCGCGCCAUACACACAACCCGGACCUCACCAGAUCGUGGGUAAGGGACUGGAAAAGAUCCAGGAGGCAUUUGGAAUUCACAUGCAGGCUGUUUCAGCGAAGAAGAUUGUUGUGUCGCUAUAG
This is a messenger RNA of Penicillium samsonianum, 192 nucleotides long. RefSeq lists its product as uncharacterized. Bases 1 to 192 code for a protein of 63 amino acids. The transcript has a single exon. The record is from RefSeq and is a predicted model, not a curated record. NCBI's taxonomy places the organism in Eukaryota, Fungi, Ascomycota, Eurotiomycetes, Eurotiales, Aspergillaceae.